Messenger RNA from Zerene cesonia (dogface butterfly), 2148 nucleotides. RefSeq lists its product as uncharacterized. Lineage: Eukaryota; Metazoa; Arthropoda; Insecta; Lepidoptera; Pieridae. The coding region runs from base 101 to 865 and encodes 254 amino acids. Gene Ontology annotation, biological process: regulation of transcription by RNA polymerase II. The transcript is spliced from 2 exons. Gene Ontology annotation, cellular component: nucleus; transcription regulator complex. The record is from RefSeq and is a predicted model, not a curated record.
GUCGGGGCGCCGCUCGAGCCCGCGCGGGCCGGCAACGCCGCGCAGUCCGCGCCCGGAGCCCGCGCUCACCGCUCACCGGCCGCCACCACCGUCGCACACCAUGGAGAUGGAACACUUCAUCGAGACCGUGCGCAAGUAUCCGUGCUUGUGGAAUACCACGGCGAUCGAGUACCGCGACCAGGAACUGAAGGACGCCGCGUGGACGGAGGUGAUGAAGGAGACCGACUUGUCGUCAGUAAAAGAAGUAAAGCUGAAAUGGAAGAAGCUGCGCGACAGCUACCGCGACGCGUUGAAGCGGCAGAACGACAUGCUGGCCAAAGACCCGCUCAACGCCAACAAAAAGAACUACGCCUGGAAGUACAUGGGGCUGAUGCAGUUUCUGCAGCCGCACAUGAACGCGCGCAAGAAGGCGGCCGAUCCGCAGCCGCCCGCCCCCGCCGCCAACGGCGUCGACCACUCCAGCGACGAGUCCGAGUCGGAGCCCGGCUCCGAGCCCAAGCGCAAGCACGAGGCGUUGUCCGUCAUCGACCGCAAGCUGGACUACCUGUGCAAGUCGCAGGGCGGCGCCAAGCGGCCCUUCACCGACGCGCACUACGCGGAGCGCAAGCGUGACGCGCCCACGCCUGCCCUGCCCGACCCGCUGGACAUCUUCUUCAACAGCAUGUGCCAGUCCACCAAGCGCUUCCCGUACCCGACGCAAAUCAAGAUCAAGAAGGCGCUCUUCAACGCCGUCAUAGAGGCGGAGGAGGGCCUCAUCGCAGAGCAGCAGAACUACGCGGUGCUGUGGGCGCGCGGCGCGGGCAGCUCGAGCAGCAGCGAGGCGGGCGAGCCCGAGCCCGAGGAGGAGGAUCGCAAGCCCUCCUGAGCCCAGCGCGCGCGGGUGCUGCCCUGGCUGCGUCAGUACUACGCUCACUGCGCACAGUACGCCUCCGCUUACGCUUACCCGCACUGACUCCGCCCUGUACGGACUUCAGAGUUUUUACUUUCUGCUAGCAGUUCUAAGUUUGCCAACAACGGAAUAAUUAUAUGAAAUCUCUGUUAAUAUAAAUUCAUCCAUCGUUAUAAAUGGCGUGAAUAUAGUAUAAGCAGAAAGGACUAAGUUUAACUAUAAAAAUUGAGUUGUUAUUUUGUGUUGGUGUUCUUUAGGUUGUUUCUCAAAGAAUCCAACAUGCUGUUAAACCACAAAUGCCUAAUUCUAGUGACACGUUCCUGAAUAUACUCGGGUUUUCAUUUGCUCGGUUACAGCAGAUGCUCAGAUGUGUAGGAAGUGUUGGUGUCAUGCUACCAAAGAUGUGCAAGUUGUUUAAACGAAUGUAACAACAGUAUUAAAAUGUCGGAGAUCCGGUUUCUCGAAGCAUGCCGCGAGUUUAGUUAGGUAUUAAUAAUACACGUCCAAUUUUGAAACCAGACUAGGUGUAAUAGUAUGUAAAUGUAUUGAGUAAUGUAAGUGUUCGUACGUAGGCGGUAAUCGUUAGUCAUUGUUUAUACAUGUUAAUUCCCAUUGUAAUUGUUGUAAUACUAACUGAAAGCGAUCAAUCGCUAGUAUAUCUAUCUACUUUAUGUAUAAUGUAACUUAAUUUAAUUUCUUUGUUGACAUAAUAGUGUUGGUGAUAUUUUUAGCGGUUGCAAUCAAAUUACCAUAUCAAAUUGAAUUACCUUUAGCUACUUAUUGAGUAACCUUUGGGUUUAAAUGGCAUUGUUUUAGUAGUAAAUUUUUUUCAAGGUUGUCCAUAUUUACAGUGUAACAAUCAUAACACGUUAGUAUUUGUUAUAAGACUCACCAGGGUAAUUACUAUCUACCACAUUCUAGUGUAUAAAUAACCGCCAAAGGAUACCUUAACCUUAUUGACAAGGGCUCAUUGUAGUUAAUAAGUCCAGAUAAUCAUUGUCUCGGCGUGGCUAUUCCGACACAAAUUCCAUGUAUAAUUAUAAUUGUAUGCGAUUUGCAGAGACCUACAGUAGGUUCUCGCUCGAGAGUUGUGUGCUCGUCUGUUUGAUUGUAAUGUUGAUCGAAUCAAAGCUGUGAGUGAAAUAAUUGUAAGACAAUUUGACUGAGAGUGAGUGUGUAGGGGUUAUGUUGUGAGUUGUGAUGUUUAUACUAAACGAUUGUAACGAGAUCUCCUAGAGGCAGUCAAUAAAAACAUAAAG